Messenger RNA from Hyalella azteca, 686 nucleotides. RefSeq lists its product as uncharacterized. The record is from RefSeq and is a predicted model, not a curated record. NCBI's taxonomy places the organism in Eukaryota, Metazoa, Arthropoda, Malacostraca, Amphipoda, Hyalellidae. The transcript has 2 exons. The coding region runs from base 1 to 666 and encodes 221 amino acids.
AUGGAAAAUAAACAGAAUAUUUCGACCAUUAACGGGCGCGAUGUUUUUGAUAAAGAACAAGAUCACACAUUUAAAGGCUUUGAUUACAAGCAGCAAACGUCGGCCUUAACACAGCUUAAGGACCAAGGAUCGGAAAGCAACCUUGACAAUAAAGAAGUAAAAUUUGUGCCUCAAAUAUCAAUCGUCGAGACAAUUCAGAACCCCGUUGACAGUCAUGCCUCUGAAAAUGUCGAGUCCCAGCAGGAAAUUUUUAUCUUACAGAAGAUUCAAAAUCGAGGAAACUCCGUGAAUUUCUUCAAUGCCGAGCAGAAGCGCAGCGGUCGGACGUUGCUGGAGCAGCGAAAGAAGCUGCGACUGAAAAAGUCUCCGCCGUCUCCUCAGCAGCGACACAAGAAGCACAAAGAAGCGGAAACUCCGCAAGCCGCGUCCCACAGAGUGAACGUCGUUGAGGAAAUCCCCACUCUUGAUGUUGGUCCGCUGGUGAAGGUGCGCGUGUCUGCGGGCCACACCGCGCGUCUGCCCUGCGCUCACCAGCCGCUGUACGGCAACGACUCGACGCGCCUGGUGCUGUGGUACAGGAAUGAUACGUCCAGACCCUUCCUCAGGUGCUGUGGUACAGGAAUGAUACGUCCAGACCCUUCCUCAGGUGCUGUGGUACAGGAAUGAUACGUCCAGACCCUUCCUCA